AUGUCCUCUGGGCUCACUAGGCUUGAUCCCAUCGAGAGCACCCAAGGUGAGGCUGACCGUGCCCCGACAGCGUCCACGGCAACCGCUGUACGUAACAUGGUCAUUACGACCACGCAAGGCGAUGUACAGGAAAACUUUGGCGAAGAAAUGCGGGCCACCACGGAGGCUUGUGUGGAUCUUGUUACCCUUCUCUUGAGCUGCCGUCACUUGAAAACGUUCCGAUACCUUGGACGCCGCAUCAGUAGCGACGGAGACUCUUACCUACCCUACGAAAACUACACCAAAUUCCAGAUGAUAUUCGCUCUCAUUUGGAGCAGGAUGAUUGCAAACAGUUGUGGAUCAAAGCAACAACCACCUUCAACCGAGCAGGAAGAGUGUAGGCCUUUCGCCUGUCUCAAGCAGGUAUACAUCACAGAGCUAGGCCCUUGGUCCUGGUCCCAAUUUCUGAGAGACCUUCUGUCUCUCCCGGAGCUGGACACUCUUUCCUAUAUAUUUCCCAUCGAUGCGUGGGCUUUUAGUCUUGAUCCGAGCCCUACGCGAUCUGCGACCCUGCAGGAUCUCCAUUUAUCUACGACAGCUGUGGACCAAAGGAACUUUCGCGCACUCUUUGGAGCAGUUCAGAACCUGACAAGUCUCCAUCUCGAUAUAAGCGGCAUUUCCUUCAAGGAACGCAACUUCGAUACCUAUAUCAAUAUCCUUCGCGAACAUGGCUCAUUGCUAGCCAAGCUCUGUAUCACAGCUCGUUCCGGCGCCCUCAAAAAGCUCCCACCCGUUUCCUUCUCGUUGUUCACGAGAGUCAAGAUUCUCAGUGUCCCGGACAGCCUGCUGUACGACAGUGAAACCACCAUUGAUGGAUUCAUUUCCCGCCUUCCAAGGAAAGUUGAGGAGUUGACUGUGACAGUUCAGGCCUCCAGGGAACGCACAUCGGCUCUUCUCGUCGACCCGGCGCUCAAUAAAGACCAGCUUCCAGCUUUAAAGAAAGUUACUGUGCUUGUUCCUGACCACGAGAACGGCUCUGCAAACCACGAACUCGGUGUGUGGCUGAGACCUAUUUCUCGUAUAUUCACUUCUCGCUCCCUUGGCUUCCAUUACGGCAAGGUGUCCACAACACAGCCACUUCACUCGGGGUGA
Aspergillus puulaauensis is the source of this 1131-nucleotide messenger RNA. RefSeq lists its product as uncharacterized. NCBI's taxonomy places the organism in Eukaryota, Fungi, Ascomycota, Eurotiomycetes, Eurotiales, Aspergillaceae. The transcript has a single exon. The coding region runs from base 1 to 1131 and encodes 376 amino acids. The record is from RefSeq and is a predicted model, not a curated record.